Messenger RNA from Cuscuta europaea, 998 nucleotides. The record is from the annotation of a GenBank genome assembly. NCBI's taxonomy places the organism in Eukaryota, Viridiplantae, Streptophyta, Magnoliopsida, Solanales, Convolvulaceae.
AGCCCAUUAGUUUUUAGCCAAAUCUCUUUACCCAAAACCGCCUGCUCCACGACAACACCCCUCAGACUUCCGCUAUUCCCCUGCGCAGCAACCCACGCCCAAGGGCCAAGGCGAUUCGGCCGAUUCAGACCUCCGCAGCUCCGCUGCCUCCGCGUCUCCAGUCGAACCGCACACCACACGCCUGCACGCCGCCACCUGCAGUCAACCAGCCGCCCGCCUUCCUCACUCCCUCAGACCCUCAAGCUCCCUGCUCUGUUGCUCCCGCCUGGCCGCCUCUGGGCCUCCCUCAGUCCAGUCGUCCGGUGGACUUCCGAUUAACAAGUCAAUCCAUCAGUGAAGCUAUGGCAGAUUCUUUCUCCUUCCUGGGCAGCUACACCACGUUCCUCAAGCGCGACAAUCCUCUUCCUUCGUGGACCGACGCCGACGUGGAGGAGUUCAUUUCAUCUGACGCCGUUCACGGACCCGCGCUGAAAUCUGCUCGAGAAGUGGCUCAAUUUGGUGCUAUAGGAAGCAUAGUUGGAGGUGUUACAACUGCAGGGUGGGCUUGGAAGUACUCUAAGAGCCCCCAUGGUGCUUUACUGUCUCUUGGAUUUGGUGCCAUGUGUGGUUGGACGUUCGGGCAUGAAAUUGGAAGCCACUGGCUGCAGCUUUACAGGUAUAACACUAUGGAUGCACAAGCUAAGUUCUUGGAGUGGUGGCAGAAUAAAGCUGGAGGGCAGUCUUAAAUUUUACCACUAGCGGGUUUUUCCUCUCCUAUCAAUAAUAAGAUUCAUUUUUUGUGAUUGGGUUCCAUGAUGUGGUUUUGGAAGCUUUUAGAGCUGCAAAGUUGGAUUAAAUUUAUAAUGUGUGAACUGGACUGCUGCUGCUAUUAUGUGUGUGUUUUUUUUGUUUUUCUUUGGAUCUGCCAAAUGAAGUUUUCCCGCUUUAACUAUUAGCAUAUUUAGUUUUUUGUAUAAUUCAGGUGUCAGGGCUUAUCAUUAUCCUAGUUAGCUUUUUUC